Molecule: messenger RNA, 1821 nt
Organism: Musca domestica (house fly)
Lineage: Eukaryota; Metazoa; Arthropoda; Insecta; Diptera; Muscidae
Product: coiled-coil domain-containing protein 18
Exons: 1
Coding region: 1-1821 (606 amino acids)
Source: RefSeq, a predicted model, not a curated record
AUGGACGUGUUGCAUCAAUCGAAAACAUUUAUAUAUUUGUUGCUGUUGUAUGGUGUAUCCUUGGCACAGGCAUUGACAAUAAGGGAAGAGGCAGCCGAAACAACCACCCAUGCAGCAACCCCACCGCCACCACAAUCAUAUCCCAGUAUUCACCGAGUUAGAAAUGCCUUCGUCUAUGAAGAUGCGGAUGAUGUGAUACAUGUUAUAGAGCCUCCAAAACAUUUUGAACAAUUAAAAAUAUUAAUGCAGAGUCGACAAAAUGGACAGGCAAUUAUUGGCAGAGAAAUCAAACCAGCCAAACGAGAGCCACCUCCACCACCACCAAAAAACCCUCCAGGGAAAGCAAGACCAGGCAGACCUCAAAUUAAUGUUGGACCAAAGAAACCCCUGAAACAUUUACGAGGUACCAAAAAACCUUUGGAUAUGGAUUUGGAAAUAGAAGAAACCGAAAAUUUACCCAUCGAAAUAUUGGCUUCCGUAAGGAAAACUGAAAAUUAUUUGAAAAAAUAUAAACCCAAAAUUCCUUCGGCCCCUAGACAACGAGUCAAGACUAAAAAGAUACAAACUGUAAUUUGGGAAAAGUCGCAGGAACAACAGCAAUAUGUUCAGGGCCAAGAGCAAAAAGUCAAUGGAAUUCGAGAAUACUAUCAGCCACAGGAGAAGGCAAAUAAAAAUCGUCGCAAAUUCAUCAAGAAACGCAUUAAAAGGCAAACCGGAUCGACGGACUAUGAAACGCUGAAGGGUGAUGAGCUAUUGGAUCGCAUCAAUGAAUUGGUAAAAAAUGCUUCAAUUUAUUUGGAUAAUUUUAACGUUUAUGAAGAUAUUGAUGUAGGCACGGCAACAACCGAGGAAACGGGCUCGACAACUUUACUCCACAAGGAGACGCUAGGCCGCACUACAGGAAGACCCUUUCGAAAGCCAAUUACACAAUUACACGAAGAUGCGGUCAUCGAAAUAUUAGAGAAUUCAGUGAAGGCAACCAAUGUUAUUAUGGAACAAAUCAAAAAUUACACCAACUCAACAAAUUUACAACAGAAUUGCGACGAUUCAAGGUCAUCAGCUCAAAGUGCACACACUCACAUACAUAAUUUGAGGCAACAAAUCCAAUGCAUGCAAAGUAUAAUCGAAGCUGUAAAUACAACAACUUUCCGAAAGAGCCAACAAUACCCCUCCAGUACACAACGACCCCAAAGUUUGACCACAACAACAGCGGCUAAACGUUUUGGAGAACGUCUAACUGAACGCAAAACAAAAGACUUAAGACACAAACCUUUUUUGGUGGCCACCGUGGAAGAUGAAUAUUUCGCCGAUUCCUCGCCAUCACCGCUCAACACAUCUUUGAUUUAUGAUGAUGUCAUGACCACAAUACGAAAUCUUCUGCAAGCCACAAAUUUACAAACUCUUGAAGAAUCAACACUACCCUCAUCGCCACCCACCAGCUCAUCUGAUACGGAAAUAUCCCCAGAAAUUCUUGGCAAUUGGGAAGAGUUUGCCACCCUACCCCAGGACAAUUCAGAGCAACCCGUUGAUUUCCAUAACUUAAAUCAAUAUUUAAACUCUCUGCAAACCAUUGUGGCCAAUUUACCUCAAUCCACAAACUCGUCGCUAAAUCUGCAUGAAAUUGAAAACAAGCCAUCUAAAUAUUAUUUCAUUAACCCAGUGGGUGGUAUUUACAAUUUACCCCAGCCAUUUCAUCCGAAAGAUCGUCGACCACCCUCAGCUAUUUUUCGUCAAUUCCCCGACAUACCAAGCAUCAGGGAAUAUCUGGGCGCCAGUGGCUCGCUUCUGAAGGCCACACAAAAUGUCAUUGAGAUUUUAUAG